AUGGCUGUGCCACCAACGCCAGCAAACGGAGGUGCUGAGCAUCCUCCCCAGAAUUCGAUGUGGCGGACAGGUCUUCUUUAUGGAAUAGUGGCUCUCCUCAUGUUCUCUUCUCUCGGCACUAAAGACACCGGUCGCGCCAAGAGUAGUGGCGAAGCACGGUUGAGCGGAGGAGAUCAUGAUGGAGCAAAGCAAAUGAGCUUACAAUACACUCCCUUUGCCAAAAGAGGCGACUCGUACUCCAUUAUUAUUACAUCUGGCAAUGAUGGUGUAUUUGCGGAGGACAUAUUUCAAGAUCUUAUUCUGGAUGAUAACACUCGCGACGUGUCACGACAAUACACCGUUGAUUUGCGCCGCUGCCAUGCUGAAAACCGCAGCGUCAGCCUCACCAUUAAAACAAGCAAUCCCGUGGAAGGGAAUACGUUCAGGAGUUUCCCUUAG
Trypanosoma conorhini is the source of this 438-nucleotide messenger RNA. RefSeq names its product cleft lip and palate transmembrane 1 family protein. The transcript has a single exon. The record is from RefSeq and is a predicted model, not a curated record. NCBI's taxonomy places the organism in Eukaryota, Euglenozoa, Kinetoplastea, Trypanosomatida, Trypanosomatidae. The coding region runs from base 1 to 438 and encodes 145 amino acids.